GACGCAGCGGCAGCAGCAAGUGUCAGGUGUCUCAAAAAGAGUGACUCGACGGAAGUUCGCACAGGUAAGACAGAACUCAAAGCAAGGACGUGAAAACAUCAUUAAAUCUAGGUAUUCAGAUAACUGCCAGAGAUGGAAAGUGGUCCAUUCAAUCGACGGUCUUGGGCGACACAGUCCGUGCGUGUCACUGCGAAGGAGCUGUCACUGAGUGGCCGAGGUAGAAACAAUGCCAUUGCUGAACGCUUCUCCAAGUACCAGAGAGCUGCUGAGGAGUCAAGUGCAGAGAAGAAAAAAGGAGCUUCUGAGAGUGCGGCACCCUCUCUGCGGUCAGCCAACCUGAGUGCUCUGAAGAAGCGCUGGGAGCAGGCAGGGAACCUUCAUCAGGACAAGCCUUCUUCCGUGCCACCUCCUAGCCAGUCCAGCUCGCGCUGCAGGCCUCCUGCUCUGUCCAGGACUGCUUCUAUCACUGAGCACUGUCCUCCAUUAAAGAGCCCCGGCCUGCUAACUGCUCAGGGAGGUCAACUUGCAGCCAGUUCUGUCCUGAAGUCCUCAGCAGCUCCAGAAGCAUCAAAAGGUGACGAACAGAGAGGGAUGGACAGGGAUGAGCUGACGCACAGUGAAAGACCUGAAAAGCUUGACGAGCAAGUUCCAACCAGCCCGUGUGCCUCUUAUGAAAAAGCCCGAGUGCCACUGAACAACCUGAAGAUGAAGUUUGAGAGGGGAGAUGACACCAUGAGCAAGGGUGGCAGGACAACACAACGCAGCAUUUCAUCAGAGGACAUGGACCAACAUGGCGGCCUGUCUGUGUCCGACAGAGUGUUGGAGUCGACAUCCUUGAAGGAGAAGAUGGCCAAGUUCCAGGCUGUUGUUUCUAAACAAAGCACCACUCGCUCUGGUCUGGCCACAGAGGUGCCUGCUCCAAAAACAUCUGCACCAGUAAAUCAGAAACACGUUCCUGCACCUGAGUGCAAUGGGGAGAGCAGCGAGCAAUCCAAAGCAUCUAGGAAGUUCUGCCCACCGGUGAAGGAGACGUGCAACACUUGUCUAAAGACAGUGUACCCGCUAGAGAGACUGGUGGCUCUUCAGCAUGUCUAUCACAAGAGUUGCUUCCGCUGUGUUCACUGCAGCACAAAGCUCAGUCUUGGGAGCUAUGCCUCUCUGCAUGGUAACGUCUACUGCAAGCCCCAUUUCAACCAGCUGUUUAAAGCUAAAGGCAACUAUGAUGAGGGCUUUGGCCAUCGGCCUCACAAGGAGCUUUGGGAGCCUCGAGCUGAUGGAGAUGAAGGUGAGGAAGCAGUGAAACCAAAAGGACAAGAGGGACCAGCAGUGGUGACGCGUCCAGCUGAGAGUAUCGCAGACAACCAGCCAACCCCACCUGCAGAAACAUCCCCACAGGUUAAGGUUACAGACCUGACGGCUGUACUUGAGACACGUGUGCAGACACAUGCCAUCUCUGGAGAGACACUCCGAUCUACGGAGAGGCCAGCUGAGAAACGCAGGCUGAGGAUUGCCUGGCCUCCCCCAGCUGGUGAGGGGCACCCUGGGACAACAGCACUUAGUCCAGUCACGGAGGGAGGUGCUUCAGGCCGACCCUGGAGAGCCAAGUGGCCCCCAGAGGGAGAGGUGCCAUCAUCCUUCCAGAGCUCAGAUCGGGCUGAACUGAAGAGCCUGAGGAGGAGCUCUUCUCUAAAGGAGCGCAGUCGGCCUUUUACAAUCGCAGCCAAACCCAGCCCGGCAACCAGUCUGGGACCCAAGGAACCUCGCCGCCCUCUCAAAUCCCUGCAGCAAUGGAGAGCAUCAUUCGAGGAACAAAAUUCAUCUGAAGAACCACCCAAAGAAAACAAGCCAGAGCUUCAGCAGGUGAAACAGGAAAAGAAAGAGCAGACAAUGCCUCAGAUACCAAGUGAAGUUACAGCAAGUGCAAGUGAGACCAUCUCAGAGAAGGACGUGGAGACGCCGCCCGAGCGACAAGAAGACAGAGACGAACAAGCACAGAGAGGAAAUGCAGCAGCAGACAAGAUGGCAGUAGAAGAGGGCUCUCUUAGAAGCAUCUCCCCGGAUAUCUCACCGUCCCCCUCUCCACCUUUACAGUCAAAACAAAACCGUGCCUCCCAGGAUGUGGGCUUCUGGGAGGAGGACAAAGAAGGAAGUGAUGCAGAGGAGCUGAGUGCAGAGGAUAUAAUCAAGAGGAACCGCUACUAUGAGGAGGAAGAGGAGGAGGAGGACUCAUAGGCACAUCUUACUGUCUUACUGUCACGUCCAUCCACAGUUUUGUUUUCUCAGUUUAUAGGUAGAUCACAAAUAUAGCUUUGCCAGUUUUUAUAGUGUCAUAGGAGAGAUGCAAAAAUGUGUAAUAGGUGUGUGUAUGUCCAUAUAUAUUGCAAUAACUGCCUUUAAUUGUUAAAGUUUGAUUUUUUACAUUUUAAUUAUAUACUUUAAAAUAUGUAAUACAGCUUUUAUAUGACUCCUGAUUAUACCAGAAGUGGGCCUCUGUUAAAUUGAAUAAUUGCAUCUCUGGACCUCAUCUUUUGAUAAUUAUAUGCGCCAUCAGUGGUGUAUUAUUUGCAGGUUGUGUGUCCAAAAACCAUUAUACUUUAUGUUGCACUAUAAGUGAUUUUUAAUGACAAGCAAAACUGUCAUUAGGUGUAAUUUUGCCCUUCCUAGAAUGCAGAAAAACCUAAAUAUCUUAUACCAAAAGGCGUACACCGUUACACCAUCAGUGUUGGUGCUCUGACAUGUCCAGCUGCCUUUGUGCCGUAUCUCCUCUCAUGGGACUUUUCUACUGCUGCUAUCAGAGGUAUUAUUAUUACUGGAAAUCCCCCUCCUGUUAAAAUACUAUAGAACAGACUAUAUGCAGUUUACUGCUUUGAGUGUUAUUGAGCCUUUACCUUCUCCCACCACCUGAGCAGUCAUAAGUAACUGCAGAUAUUUAAAUCUACAUGCAGAUGAGUCAGUAAACCUUAAUAACACUGUCCUGCAGGGGGCUCUCUGGUUUGAUAAAAAUACAACUAGAGCUAUACAGUUAAGGUAAAUUGCAAAGGGAGUAUCUUAAUCAUAGGUGUAGCUGUGUGAAGGAAUCAUCAUAUAUUAUCCGAUGGGAGUCAGAACUUCUCCACUAUGGCUCCAUCAGAAGGGUAUUGCAUUUAUUUCAACCUGGUCCCGGUCAAAAUCUGCCCCAGAACUGUUCUAACCACCAUUACCACAAUAAAAGGAGAAAAUACAAUGAAUCAAGGUUUCUGCUUAUAGCUAUCCUUUCAAUAUAAUAACACAAUAUACAGUAUAUCAUCUCUUUGGGCCUUCUGGAUUUGUGUGUAACAUUUUCAUGUGAUUCAGUUUAUAUGGUAUGUAAAACACUUUUUAAAAUUUGCCGCAGAAUAUAUGUUUGCACUGCAGAAUAUUUUGUAAUAAUUUGUAUAAUGACACAUUGUGUAUUACAGUCUUAACUGUUGUUGAAUCACAAUUAAAAUAUAUCAAUGAUGAAUUGAAGUUUGCGCAAAGCUGA
Siniperca chuatsi (mandarin fish) is the source of this 3502-nucleotide messenger RNA. RefSeq names its product LIM domain and actin-binding protein 1-like. The record is from RefSeq and is a predicted model, not a curated record. Gene Ontology annotation, cellular component: actin cytoskeleton; plasma membrane. Gene Ontology annotation, biological process: actin filament bundle assembly. Gene Ontology annotation, molecular function: actin filament binding. The transcript is spliced from 10 exons. Bases 133 to 2232 code for a protein of 699 amino acids. NCBI's taxonomy places the organism in Eukaryota, Metazoa, Chordata, Actinopteri, Centrarchiformes, Sinipercidae.